AUGACCUCCGACUGCCCCGCCAUGUGCUGCUGCUCCGAUGCCUGCAUCGGGGCUCCUGAUUGCACUUCUGCUUCAACCUGUUGUGUGGAAACCACGUGCCUCCCCAGCGCCUGUGCAAACCCUAGAUGCCAGACCCCUAACUUCCUCCCCAGGUCUUGCUUGACAAGCGGUUACCUGGCACCUUGCUACUUUGCCGGGAGCUGUAAUAUUCCGUGUGUGGUGGGGACCUGUGCUUGGUGCGAGGACGGGGUGUUCAACAGCAACGAGAAGGAGACGAUGCAGUUCCUGAAUGACAGACUUGCUAACUAUCUGGAGAAGGUGCGUGCCCUGGAGGAGAUGAACGCAGAGCUGGAGUGCAGGAUCCGAGAGCAAUGUGAGGACGAUAUCCCAAUGGUGUGCCCUGACUAUCAGCACUUCUUCGACACCAUUGAAGAUCUCCAACAAAAGAUCCUGUGCACAAAGGCAGAAAAUUGUAGACUUGCCGUACAGCUGGACAACUGCAAACUGGCUGCUGAUGACUUUCAGUCAAGGUACGAGUCUGAACUGUCUCUCCGCCAGCUGGUGGAGGCCGACAUCAGCGGUCUGCGCGGGAUCCUGGAAGAGCUGACCACGUGCAAAGCUGACCUGGAGGCCCACGUGGAGUCUCUGAAAGAUGACCUGCUGUGCCUGAAGAAAAACCACGAAGAGGAGGUCAACUUGCUUCGGGAACAGCUCGGAGACCGGCUCAGCGUGGAGCUGAACACGGCGCCCACCGUGGACCUCAGCAGAGUCCUGGACGAGAUGCGCUGCCAAUACGAAUCGGUGCUCGCCAGCAACCACAGAGACGCUGAGGAGUGGUUCGCCGUCCAGACCGAGGAGCUGAAUCAGCAGCAGCUGUCCAGCGCCGAGCAGCUCGAGGGCUGUCAGACGGAGAUCUUGGAGUUGAAGCGUUCAGCCAACGCUCUGGAGAUCGAGCUCCAAGCACAGCAGAGCCUGACAGAGUCCCUGGAGUGCACUGUGGCAGAAACCGAGGCCCAGUACAGCACGCAGCUGGCCCAGAUGCAGUGCCUGAUCGAUAACGUGGAGUCCCAGCUGGCCGAGAUCCGCUGCGACCUGGAGCGGCAGAACCAGGAGUACGAGGUGCUGCUGGACGUCAAGGCCCGGCUGGAGAGCGAGAUCGGCACAUACCGGGGCCUGCUGGAGAGCGAGGACUGCAGGCUUCCCUGUAACCCAUGCACUGCCACAAGCACACCAAGCAACACGUGUGAGCCCUGCAUGGAAUAUGUGCUUUGCACAGUUGAAAACUGCUGUGCAUGA
Molecule: messenger RNA, 1296 nt
Organism: Condylura cristata (star-nosed mole)
Lineage: Eukaryota; Metazoa; Chordata; Mammalia; Eulipotyphla; Talpidae
Gene: KRT40
Product: keratin 40, type I
Exons: 7
Coding region: 1-1296 (431 amino acids)
Molecular function (GO): structural molecule activity
Source: RefSeq, a predicted model, not a curated record